AUGAUAGAGUUAAGCUAAAUUUUCCUUUCUUUUGAUAAUUUAUUAUAUUUACUUCUUUGCAAGUAUUAUUGACAGCUCGACUAAAAUACUUGCGUAGUGAGCACUUCCUAUUAUAGUAGAAAGUACAGUGAUGUUAUUAUUCGCGCUAUCUCGUGGAGAUUUAAUGAGUUAAAGUUUCGUAAUAAGAAACUCUAAGAAAAAAUUAUUUACAUUUUUGUAUUAUUCUUUUUGUGAAAUAUAAUUUUUACAAUUUUUAAAAAAGUUCGAUUGUAUUCGAUUAUGUGAUAUUAGCUAAGUUGUAUAAAUUUAUUAAAAACCAUAGAAUCGAGCGUAUAUUUUUUGAGUAGAUUUUCAUCUUACGUAGGUUAGUUUUGUAACAAUAAGUAGGAGAACUGAAUCUCAUGAAUCCGUGUGUAUGUCAGUGUAUUAUACGUGAUAAGUAAUUUAACCAAAGCUUUUCGAGGAACGAAUUUCAAGAUUAUUUAUCAGUUGCUUUACGUUAUUGUACAAAAUGGCAGGACAACAUUAUUUGAGUGAUACAAAGAAUCCAUUUUUUGAGUUAGAAGAUGAUGUAGACGACGAAACAUUUUUAAAAAGUGCACCAAGGGCAUCUGGCUCAUCGUAUAAUUAUGCUAAUAAUUUUGACAAUGAACUUGAAGUUAAACGUCAACAGUUAAUGCAACGUAGAAGAGAAAUAGAAGAGCGUACUAUUCAUUCAUCAGAGCGAUCUAUUUCUCUUUUAAGAGACUCUGAACAGAUUGGUGCAGCUACAGCAGAGGAAUUAAUUAGACAAAGAGAGCAAUUAGAAAGGACAGAAAAGAGGUUGGAUGAUAUUAACAGUACAUUGAGAUUUAGUCAAAAACAUAUUCAAGGUAUAAAGAGUGUUUUUGGUAGUUUAAAAAAUUACCUCAGUGGAAAAUCGCUUGACACACCUGUACCGUCUACUAAACUACCAGAAUCUACGAGUUUUGGAUCUACAUCAUCGCCAACUUUAUCUAAUUCCUUAGAUCAAGUGCAAACUAAUAUGGUUAAUAAUCAUCCAUCGUUUAAACUUCAAGGUCUUGUAGAUGACGAUGAAGAUCGAAAAACAAAUACAUCUACAAAUAAUAUAACAAAAGUUUUAGAAAAAAAUUUAGAUGAAAUGAGUGGAUCUCUAGCACGAUUAAAAGGUUUAGCAAUCGGACUUUCAGAAGAGAUUGAGUCACAAAAUGAUUUAAUUGACAAUGUAAGAGAUAAGGUGGAAAUAACAGAUAUUACAUUACAAAAACAGAAUAAAGAUCUUACAUAUUUACUAAAAAAGUAAAUGUUAACAAAGAAUAUUUAUUAACUCCUCCAGGAGUAUACAUAUACAUAGAUAUGGAACAUGAUAUGGAACAUGAUUUAAUAUAUUUGUUCUUGAUAUGUGCAUAUAUACAGAAAUUUAAACAUGAGAAGUGUAGUAGAUGUAGUGUUUAUAAUAUAAAUUUGCUUUUUAAGAUUUAUGAGACAAUUGAACUAUGUAAAAAUAAUGUGUAAGAGAAUCGUGUAAUGUUUUUUUACAAUACUACAUAAAAGUAAAUUAUGAAAUUAAGGUUUCUACAAUGUUUGAUUUUUCUCAAGUGUUCUUCAAAAAAUCGAAUUUUGAAAUACUCAGAAUAUUUCUAAAUUAUAUAAGAAAAUGUUAAAACAUUUAUUAAUAUUUAAAUAAAAAAAUUAAAAGAUACGAUAAAAUCAUGUUAAUUUUAAUUGCAAUAUAGUAAAAAAAUUGUUAUUUUACAA
Messenger RNA from Vespa velutina, 1758 nucleotides. RefSeq names its product synaptosomal-associated protein 29 (gene Snap29). Gene Ontology annotation, cellular component: plasma membrane; SNARE complex. Gene Ontology annotation, molecular function: SNAP receptor activity; syntaxin binding. Gene Ontology annotation, biological process: synaptic vesicle priming; exocytosis; synaptic vesicle fusion to presynaptic active zone membrane. The record is from RefSeq and is a predicted model, not a curated record. Bases 512 to 1303 code for a protein of 263 amino acids. NCBI's taxonomy places the organism in Eukaryota, Metazoa, Arthropoda, Insecta, Hymenoptera, Vespidae. The transcript has 2 exons.